This is a messenger RNA of Dioszegia hungarica, 486 nucleotides long. RefSeq lists its product as uncharacterized. Gene Ontology annotation, molecular function: nuclear import signal receptor activity. The record is from RefSeq and is a predicted model, not a curated record. Gene Ontology annotation, biological process: protein import into nucleus. Bases 1 to 486 code for a protein of 161 amino acids. The transcript is spliced from 4 exons. Lineage: Eukaryota; Fungi; Basidiomycota; Tremellomycetes; Tremellales; Bulleribasidiaceae. Gene Ontology annotation, cellular component: nucleus; cytosol.
AUGACACCCACUUCGUGUUCCACCUGGAACAGCCUCCCCUUUCCAGAAGGCUACGCCGCCUCAGUCCACUUCGCCUGGCCCUCAUCUCCUUACAUCCCCCUCGGCAUCUUGACAAACCAAAAGCCCUCCGCGAUCUUCCGUCUCCGUCCUCAUCUGCCGGCCGGUAUCACCCCUGGAUCAGGCGCGGCCGGACCCGCAAAUCUAGGCAUCGAGAUUGCUCCACUGGCGCAAAUUGAAGGGCUAGGUAUUGGCGCGGCGAGCACGAGCGAAGGGGCCGGAAAGGAAGUGGCGGCAAAGGUGGAUGUGGGGAAGGUGGCUGAAAAGGUGGUGAAGAAUCUGUUUAACUAUCUGCACUCGUUUGGCGGCGAGGUCAAGUUGACACCAGAGACGCCCAUCCCUCUCUCGGUCUUCCAGCAGUGGUACGACAACUUCACCCGCAAGAUCGAGAAUGACCGCGGUGCCUCUUUCUUGGACCGACAAGACUAG